Syngnathus acus (greater pipefish) is the source of this 1245-nucleotide messenger RNA. RefSeq names its product cyclin-dependent kinase inhibitor 2D (p19, inhibits CDK4) (gene cdkn2d). Gene Ontology annotation, molecular function: cyclin-dependent protein serine/threonine kinase inhibitor activity; protein kinase binding. The transcript has 3 exons. The record is from RefSeq and is a predicted model, not a curated record. The coding region runs from base 227 to 715 and encodes 162 amino acids. Gene Ontology annotation, biological process: negative regulation of cell population proliferation; regulation of cyclin-dependent protein serine/threonine kinase activity. Lineage: Eukaryota; Metazoa; Chordata; Actinopteri; Syngnathiformes; Syngnathidae. Gene Ontology annotation, cellular component: nucleus.
UCGACGCGUGCUCUCUUCACUGUUUGUAAAUUGUAUACUCGCGACGCGGCUGUGAGGCACUCAGCGCGCAAAUGUAUUUUCCUAAUAUUUCUAAACAUUUAGCGUUGGUAUUUCAUUUCAAUAAUAACCGUCCUUGAGGAUAUCUAGUGAGGAAAGCUCCGCGACAUCGCCAAACCCCCAAAAAAUCCAUCAAGAGAGCAGACGUAAAGACGAAGCGGAGACUGACAUGGUUCACAUGCACGGCGCCCGAGGAUUGACGGGAGCCGCGGCCAGGGGGAACCUCGAUGAGGUGCGGAGGAUCCUGGAGGAAUGCAGGCUGCAUCCCGAUACAGUCAACGAGUUCGGGAGGACAGCGCUCCAGGUGAUGAUGAUGGGCAACUCCAAGGUAGCUCGCCUGCUCCUGGAAAGAGGAGCCGACCCCAACGUGCAGGAUGCGGGCGGGACCGCCCCAGUCCACGACGCCGCCCGCACUGGCUUUGUGGACACGCUGCAGGUCCUGGUGGAACACGGCGCCUCGGUGAACGUGGCAGACCAUGGCGGCGCCCUGCCCAUUCACUUGGCCAUCCGUGAGGGCCACCGCCACGCCGUGGAGUUCCUGGCGCCGCUCUCUGACCUGGGCCGCGCCAACGCUCACGGCCAGACGGCUGUGGACGUGGCCCGGGCGUCCCACCGACCAGACAUGAUCCGCCUGCUGUUCGCUCACAUCCAUUCGUAGUCUGGGUCUUGCGAGUUCCACUUUCUGUUCAAAACCUGGUGACUUGAAUUUAUUGGCAUCUAUGUACGUAGGUUUUCCUUUUCUUAGCUUGAUGUUCAUACGUGAUGUGAUGCACUUGUUAUGUGGUCUUGGCAGCUACUUUUCCUUUGGUUGUUUUGCACAGUGCAAUGUAGGCACCUUAUUGACUAAAACAUAUUUAUCUGUUUGCUUUUUGAAUUGGGAGUGCACAUUAGUUUGAUCCCCUCCCAGUGUUUUGCGUUCGUUUGGAACAAUUGACUUGAUUUGUUUGUCUUGUUUUUUUAAUGUUAUGAAACUUGAAUUGGUGCAAAAUGAACUUAACCUCCUCGCAUGAAAUUAGAUGAAUUUAGACUUUAAAUUAUUUAUUGUUGUUGACAUAGCAGUGAUGAUUCUUUGAAUUUUUUUGAAAAUGUUAUUUAUACCAUGAAUUUAAUACUUUUAAUACACAAGUGUAUGAGUUCAGUUUGCUGCUGGAAUAUGAAAGCACAAAGUAAAGAAACUUUUGAAGUCAA